This is a messenger RNA of Silurus meridionalis, 6139 nucleotides long. It is a transcript of the gene pkn1a, whose product is annotated as protein kinase N1a. Bases 803 to 3595 code for a protein of 930 amino acids. Lineage: Eukaryota; Metazoa; Chordata; Actinopteri; Siluriformes; Siluridae. The transcript has 22 exons. The record is from RefSeq and is a predicted model, not a curated record. Gene Ontology annotation, molecular function: small GTPase binding; ATP binding; protein serine/threonine kinase activity. Gene Ontology annotation, biological process: protein phosphorylation; signal transduction.
CCGUGAUGGUCACGUGAUGACUCGGGGGAUACGGUGGAUCCUCCCGCUCGGGCCAUCAUCAUCAUCACCACCACCUCCACCACCAUCAUCACUGUAACGAGGACGAGUUUUUUUUCCCUAUAAAGAAGAUGAAGCCUCUCUGAAUGAGGAGAUACGUGUCGUUAUUUGGGCUGUGGAGCGCCGUGUGUCGGGUUGGACGGAUUUCCGCGCUGGGACGAGGAACAAACAAAUGACCGACUGGGUGAGAUGUGUGUUGAAUGGAAACCGAAACACGAGGGAUAAACUCUUCGCUCUUCAGCUGGAUAACCGGUGCACUACCAUUCUUUUUGGCUUUAUACCUUGAACGUUUUCCUGUUUCCUUGUUAUUUUAUUGUUACGUAUGUUGAUUAGGGAAUGUGUGAACUGGAGUCUCCGAGCCGCCUGUGGGUGAGAUGAUGUUCUCCUUCGGGCAGCCAUAAGAUCAUUUUGGGUCUCUUUUUCCGAUUUUAACUCGUACCCACGCUUGUGUCGUGACUUUCAUUAGGACAGACUUCUUCUUUUUUUAUUUCUUCCCCCCCCCCCCAAGACAUUUUGGAUGAACCGUCCAUUGGACACCAGUAGGGCAUUCACGUUCUUCAGCCUGAAGAUGUCCAUCUGAAUGUUGCUUUGGAUUUACUUUAAUACACAAAGGGACAUCCAGGACCUCUUUGUUAGCCAUUAGUAAAUAUCUGGGAGGAGGGGAACAAGAAAACAAACUGUUGCCCCUGACAAGCCGGUGGGAUCUACAGGAUUUUCAUUCUCAUUGCUUUUCAUCGACCACAAAAUGGCCAAUGAUUCAAUUCAAAGUGAUCCGGGUGGGUUGUCCGUUCUGGAACAGCUAGGUCUGGACCAUGGCUCAGACUUUUCAGAUACAAGCGUGCAGCAGCGGCUGGAUGAGGAACGUGAGAAGAUCCGCCGUGAGAUUCGCAAAGAGCUAAAGAUCAAGGAAGGAGCAGAGAACCUGAGACGUGCAACCACAGACAAACGCAAUGCCCAGCAAGUGGACAGCCAGCUGCGCACCUCCAACCGGCGUCUCCAAUGCCUCCAUGACCAGCUCCAGGAGCUUGAUGCCCAUAUUGUUGUCAAAGGAACAGAUGAUGCUCGUGAUGAUGUGCCCCGGUCUCCUGGCACAGAGAGUCGAACCUCGGCCCAUCAGGACCGUAUUGCCGCACUGGAGAGGCAGCUUAACAUAGAGCUUAAAGUCAAGCAAGGUGCUGAGAACAUGAUCCCUAUCUACGCCAACAGCUCAACCAAGGAUAAAAAGAUGUUGCAGACCGCACAGCAGAUGCUCCAGGACAGCAAAACCAAGAUUGACAUCAUUCGCAUGCAAAUUCGCAAAGCAAUGCAGGCUCACGAGCACAAUGAGGACAUACAAGGAAAGCCCGACCCAUGUGGGAUAGAGCUGAGGAUCGAGGAGCUGAGGCAUCACUACCGAGUAGAGCAUGCUGUUGCAGAGGGAGCCAAAAAUGUUCUGAGGCUGUUGGGAGCCAACAAAGUGCAGGACAAAAAAGCCAUGUCCGAAGCUCAGUGUCGUCUGAGUGAGUCCACUCAGAGGCUGGAUCUACUGAAGGUCUCUUUAGACCAGCGCCUGGCUGAUCUACCCGAGGAUCAUCCCAAAGCCUGUCUAAUCAAAGAGGAGCUCGUCCUGGCCUCCUCACCCACAUUCAGCUCACGUCACAGCACCCCCUACCUGCACAACCAGUACAGCACACUGUCUAAACCCUCUCCUCUCACUGGCAUGCUACAGGUGAAAUUACUAGGCUGCGUGGGCAUGUUGGAAGUGGUUCCGGGCCGUAGCCGUGGCAGCCCGGUGGUGUUGCCGUGCCACAGUCCCGGCGAGGCUCGCUCCUUCAUGCGCAGUGGAAAAGGGCUGUACAGCCGCAGUGGCAGCGUUAGUGGCAAGAGCACACUGAAAACAGAUGAGCUCUCCUCGGACGUGAGUGCUGUGCUGAAGCUGGAUAACACUGUGGUGGGUCAGACAGCGUGGAAGACAGUUGGAGAAAAUACUUGGGACCAAACAUUCACCAUAGAGUUGGAAAGGUCUAGAGAAAUGGAGAUAGCUGUGUAUUGGAAAGACUAUCGCUCUCUGUGUGCCCUGAAAUUCCUGAAGCUGGAGGAUUUCCUGGAUAACCAGAAACACACAGUUAAGCUGGAGCUGGAACCACAGGGCCUGCUGCUGGCUGAGGUGACAUUCUUUAACCCAGUCAUUGAAAGGGUUCCACGCCUUAAGAGGCAGAAGAAAGUGUUCUCUAAGCAACAGGGUAAAGCUUUCCUACGUGCGCGCCAGAUGAACGUGGAUAUCGGCACGUGGGUGCGGCUGUUAAGAAACGCCAUUCCGACCGUUAACAACACGGGAACCUACAGUCCCAAUGCUGCUCACACGAUACAGUCUGGGGAGAUCUCUGUAGAGAAACUGAGCCUGGACUCGGAGUCCCCCAUGAAAGUGGAACUCAGGAGAGACAUGACAGAUGGACAGACACCGGAAAAAACGAAUAUCAUUGAGCCUCCUCAGGACUCUACACCUCAACGACCCAACAGAACACACUCGCUCAGCGGCAAACAGAAGAAAACUCCAUUGGGGCUUCAGAAUUUCAGGUUGAUUGCUGUGCUGGGUAGAGGUCAUUUUGGCAAGGUAUUGCUGGCGGAAUAUAAGAAAUCAGGCUCAAUGUAUGCUAUUAAAGCACUUAAGAAAGGAGACAUUGUAGCCCGAGAUGAAGUGGAGAGCCUGAUGUGUGAGAAGCGGAUCUUUGAGAUCGUGAACAGCUCUCAGCACCCGUUCCUGGUGAAUCUGUUUGCGUGCUUCCAGACGGCGGAACAUGUGUGUUUUGUCAUGGAGUACACAGCGGGCGGAGAUUUAAUGAUGCACAUUCAUGCUGAUGUAUUCAACGAGCCACGGGCUGUGUUCUAUGCUGCCUGUGUGGUGCUUGGCCUUCAGUUUUUACACGACAACAAGAUUGUAUAUCGGGACCUAAAAUUGGACAAUCUGCUGCUCGACACAGAAGGAUACGUUAAAAUUGCUGACUUUGGACUGUGUAAAGAAGGAAUGGGCUUUGGGGACAGGACGAGUACGUUUUGUGGCACUCCGGAGUUUCUCGCUCCAGAGGUUUUGACAGACACGUCCUACACACGGGCAGUGGACUGGUGGGGACUCGGAGUUCUGAUCUACGAGAUGCUUGUCGGAGAGUCUCCAUUUCCAGGAGAUGACGAGGAGGAGGUGUUUGACAGCAUAGUGAACGACGAAGUCCGUUACCCGCGAUUUCUGUCGUCAGAGGCGAUCGGCAUUAUGAGGAGGCUGUUGAGGAGGAAUCCGGAGAGGAGGCUGGGUUCUGGAGAGAAAGAUGCUGAAGAAGUUAAGAAACAGCCUUUCUUUAGGAAUAUGGACUGGGAGGCUCUCCUCCAGCGUAAACUUCCUCCCCCGUUCGUUCCCACUGUCGGAGACAAAGAGGACGUGAGUAACUUUGAUGAAGAAUUCACAACGGAAGCGCCCACCCUCACGCCGCCCAGAGAACCCCGCGUGCUCUCGCGCAAAGACCAGGACAGCUUCCGUGACUUUGACUAUGUCUCUGACCUCUGCUGAGCUCCUGUAACACUCACACAAAAUCCAGGGGUCAUGAAUCUUCUAGGAUUGUUUAUUUCUUCCCACUGUUAUAAAGAAAGACGGUCAUAACCACUACACUGUGACACAGCAAAGAUGAAGGGCUGCUGAUUACGAUGGCUUGUGUGUUCAAGAGAAGACCUGGCGUUUUUACACUGUGAUUGAGGACGAAAUUGCAAAAGACCAGAAAUGUAAAAGAAAUGAGGAUUUCUUUUUUUUGUUUUUCAAAAUCCAACAUUUAUUCAUGUGCCGGAUGCUUCUCUACAGAGUGACCUAUAAUUGAGCCAGAAUCCAGUUUAAGCACAUGGCUAAGCAAAGUAAGGGGACACAAAAGAGGCUCUCAGACAAACCUGGGCUUUGAACUUUCCAGCCACAAGUACAGAGUCCUCUCCACUGAGCUACCACUGCCCGCUUGCAGUUAAAAUGUCGUCUUUGCUGUUUGUCUGUCUCUAAAUUUCACCUCUCAGCCAUUCGGUAAAAGAAGAUCCUCUUUUUUCUUACUUGACACGGUGUUUGGACCCAUUGAAACGCUUUUACAUUCUCAAAAGAAAUGGGAAUGCCUUAAUUUUAUACACUGUCUGUUUAGACACUUUUAGUCUUAGAUCUCUUAUAAGCAUGUUCGUCGAAACAAAGAAACUGAAAAAGAUCUUGGAAACGGGUGGAGUGAUGUGAGACAGAAUGAGAAAUUAUGAAAAGUCACUUGAUAGAAAAUAGUGCUACGUACAUUUACAGAAUUGGAUUGUGCAUCAAAUACUCCUCAUACAAUUCACAUUAUAUAUAAUACUGUGGUUAUAGCACCAGGCAUAUGACAUCAACCCCACCACCCCAACUUUUUAACUAACAAACAUAACUCAGAUACUUGGUGCCCAACUCUAGACAUUAGUCUUAAACCAGUGCUCAUUGAACAUCACAGAACAGAUGAUAGUUUAGCUAGGGGUGUAAACUAGAGGUCGGCCGAUCAUGGAUUUUUACAGAUAUCGAUAGCUAGAUUGGAUUGUACUAGCCAAUAACCUAUUAAUCAAAUGAUAACUUUAAAAUAGAUUCCGGAUAAAAACACUCUGGGAAAAAAAAAAAAAUCACUCCAUGUACAAUAGUACUGAACUUUAACUUUAACUAAAAAACGAUACUGAAUCCUGAAAAUGUGCAAAAAUAAAAAAAUAUUAAUAUAUUAAUUAAUAAAUAUCAUUAUAUUAUUCAUAAAUUGUAAAAAUUAAUAUAGUAUAUAAUGCAGCAUGUAGUCUCACGUGUAAAAAAAAAAAACAGCACGUGGUGUCAGUCAUUUGCCUCUAGAGGCCGCUCUUGUAAUGACGACAAACGCAAGCAGGAAAAACUACCGGUAUGGAUUUUUGCCGAUAGAUCCAGCAAUCUAUUGGUGCAAAUUAAUCUGCAAAACAGAUGAAUCGGUCGACUUUUAGUGUGAACCUUAGGCUUGCACGUGAUGUGCUACAAAUCUUAUUUGAUGACAUUCCUGAAUCUGCUAUGGUGUGCUAUAAUUUGAUUCAGCAGCCUUCUACUGAUUAGAAUCUGGUGUAUCUGUAUCGUUAAUUCGCAAAUUAUCAUGAUGAUGAUAAUGAGAAAGACUAUUUUAUGUAUCAGCGUUACCGGCAAAAUGAAACAGGCAAAAAAAUUGUUUACCUGUUUACAGCUCAAUUUAAAAAUUCAUAAUUGUUGAUUUGUGGUUGUCAGUAACUUUGGAUUUUAAUUUGAUGCACUGAUCAUCAUUACAACUCGUUAUACUGUAAUCCCGCGUUUAGAAAUGAAAAACCGUGAUAAACCCCAAAAAUGCUAUUAUAUGUAUACAGUGCUUUACUGUAUUAACAUUUUACAUUUUAUAAUUAAUAAUUUUAUUUUUAUUGAUAAAUGUCAUUAUUUCAACAUAAAACUCCAUAAAAAAACAAUUCCCUAUAAGUUUUUUGGUCUGUCGUGCUAUCCGUGAGAGACCGGGAAAAUCAGCCAAAAAAUUAGUUAUGUGACAAAUGCAAUUUAGCGAAAAAGCGGGGAUUACUGUACCCCGAUCUUAAACACAUCCAAAUGUACUUUUACCUCAGAACAGUUUGGGAUUAAAUUAUUGCAAUGAAGGACAUAACAGGUUCCGAUCAAAACCUGCUGUGAGUUCUUGGGUUUUUUCCCCCUGUUUCUUUUAAUGAAGGAUGAAUUUUUUAGUUCUUGUCUUUUUUUUUCUAUGUUGUGGGUGGAAAUAUGUAGCAAAUUGUUUUUACAAAUCCUAAUCCUGUAUUUGUUACAUUUCUACCCAUUUUAUAUUUCCCCUCUUUGGAAUUGCUGGCUUGUGUCAGAUAUGAAUACACUGUGAUAAACCUGUAGCACAACUCCUUGGUAGACUAUUUUCCUGAAGACGCCGUUAACGUCUGUGCUUCACAACCAUUACGACAUCCGGACAGUAAAUCAGACUUCACUCUGUUUUCACUUUCCAGUGAUCUGGAGGUCAGUAUCAAUCCUGUCUAUCCAGUGUACACCUAUACACAACAUUUGAGAUGAGCUCUAUUUAUAAAGAUGUGUUGUACAAAA